GCCCGCCCGCGGCGCCGGCGGAGCGAACAUGGACCCGGCUGCGCGGGUGGUGCGGGCGCUGUGGCCUGGUGGGUGCGCCUUGGCCUGGAGGCUGGGAGGCCGCCCCCAGCCGCUGCUACCCACGCAGAGCCGGGCUGGCUUCGCGGGGGCGGCGGGCGGCCCGAGCCCCGUGGCUGCAGCUCGUAAGGGGAGCCCGCGGCUGCUGGGAGCAGCGGCGCUGGCCCUGGGGGGAGCCCUGGGGCUGUACCACACGGCGCGGUGGCACCUGCGCGCCCAGGACCUCCACGCAGAGCGCUCAGCCGCGCAGCGUCAUCUCAGAAGACUCCUCUGGAAAACACGCUUGGCGGCCGGGCCUGGGCCUGGGGGUGCCAGGUCUAGAAGCCCUUUCCGUCUGCUGCCCGCAGCUCUCCCUGUCCAGCCGCCUGCAGCUGACCCUGUACCAGUACAAGACGUGUCCCUUCUGCAGCAAGGUCCGAGCCUUCCUCGACUUCCACGCCCUGCCCUACCAGGUGGUGGAGGUGAACCCUGUGCGCAGGGCUGAGAUCAAGUUCUCCUCCUACAGAAAGGUGCCCAUCCUGGUGGCCCAGGAAGGAGAAAGCUCGCAACAACUAAAUGACUCCUCUGUCAUCAUCAGCGCCCUCAAGACCUACCUGGUGUCGGGGCAGCCCCUGGAAGAGAUCAUCACCUACUACCCAGCCAUGAAGGCUGUGAACGAGCAGGGCAAGGAGGUGACCGAGUUCGGCAAUAAGUACUGGCUCAUGCUCAACGAGAAGGAGGCCCAGCAAGUGUAUGGCGGGAAGGAGGCCAGGACGGAGGAGAUGAAGUGGCGGCAGUGGGCGGACGACUGGCUGGUGCACCUGAUCUCCCCCAAUGUGUACCGCACGCCCACCGAGGCUCUGGCGUCCUUUGACUACAUUGUCCGCGAGGGCAAGUUCGGAGCUGUGGAGGGUGCCGUGGCCAAGUACAUGGGUGCAGCGGCCAUGUACCUCAUCAGCAAGCGACUCAAGAGCAGGCACCGCCUCCAGGACAAUGUGCGCGAGGAUCUCUAUGAGGCUGCCGACAAGUGGGUGGCUGCUGUGGGCAAGGACCGGCCCUUCAUGGGGGGCCAGAAGCCGAAUCUCGCUGAUUUGGCAGUGUAUGGCGUGCUGCGUGUGAUGGAGGGGCUGGACGCAUUCGAUGACCUGAUGCAGCACACGCACAUCCAGCCCUGGUACCUGCGGGUGGAGAGGGCCAUCACCGAGGCCUCCCCAGCGCACUGAAUGUCCCCGCGCAGAGCAGAGGGAAGGCAGCGGAAGAUGCCAGCUGCCAGGGCCUGGGGCCACUGGGCCAGCGCCUGGCGAUACUGGUUGGGGGCAGGAUCAUUCUGCCCCUUGUCCACGCACCCCCACCAGCCCUCUCGCUUCUAACACAGGGCACCUGCUGGGGCUCAGGGAUGUUAGGGACGAGUUCCAGUCCUGCCACUGCCCUGGGGCGACCCCUCCCUCUCCCUGCCUCCCUGCUCUGCCACCCCUCUUCCUGGACCCUCAGUGGCUGUCCCAUGGCUACAUCCUGUGGGUGGGGGCCCUUGACAGGACAGCAGGACGGUUUGUUUUCAGUGGAAUCCCAUCCCUGGGUUCCCCUGGUUCCCACUCUUCCCAAGCCUCCCGGGACUGGGACAUGUUUGCAAUAAAGGAAAGGUUUGUGGCGCCUGUCAUGGCAGGCAUCUCAUGGA
Messenger RNA from Pan troglodytes (chimpanzee), 1711 nucleotides. RefSeq names its product prostaglandin E synthase 2 (gene PTGES2). Gene Ontology annotation, molecular function: prostaglandin-E synthase activity. Lineage: Eukaryota; Metazoa; Chordata; Mammalia; Primates; Hominidae. The coding region runs from base 699 to 1259 and encodes 186 amino acids. The record is from RefSeq and is a predicted model, not a curated record. Gene Ontology annotation, cellular component: mitochondrion. The transcript has 7 exons.